Molecule: messenger RNA, 480 nt
Organism: Penicillium expansum
Lineage: Eukaryota; Fungi; Ascomycota; Eurotiomycetes; Eurotiales; Aspergillaceae
Exons: 1
Coding region: 1-480 (159 amino acids)
Molecular function (GO): protein binding
Source: RefSeq, a predicted model, not a curated record
AUGGAGAUAUCUAAUUCCCCCUCGGGUUCUCAAUCCACCAGCACCAAUCUAAUGACCCUCCCCUCUGAACUUCACAUCCAAAUAAGCACCUACCUUUCCUACCCAGAUGCCCUAGCUCUCAAGCACAGCAGCCGCCACUUCUACUCAAUGGUCUUCACUGGCGUCCGUCUAAAAGUUGACUGGCUCAUCGAGCGGUUUGAGCAUAAACUCGAAUGCCCCAUGGAGAAGUGCUCGUUUAGUACAGAUGAGUCUUUUUGUAAUGGGCAAGUCUGCGGCAUUAUGGAGCGCCGUCGGUGGCAUCUCGAGUGUCGCCGGGUUAGGGGUGGAUGUCUGCUUGUUAAUGGCCAGACCUGUCGGACGGAUUUUGUCCCCGGUUGGUUCAAGAUGAGGACACAGGGAAAAAGGACAGUUGUCAAAGUGAUGGAGAGCUGGGGGCAUGAAGGUUUGUUUCCUCUUUCGUUCUAUCAUCUUCCUGUCUGA